CGAACUUGUUGCUUCAUUCAUUAUUUUUACGUGAGACAUCAAAGAAAAGUUUUUACAAAAUACUUAUGAUACUUACGAUCGACCUGAAUUUAUUUGGUGGCCAAAAUUUAAUUUGUGGAAAUUUUUACAAUUUCAAAUAAAACAUUUUGAUUUGAGAAAUGGCCAGCGAAAUUGGUGUUAUUGAUUCUGUAGAAUUGGAACCAUUUAGACAACCAAACAAUGCCAAAAUAAAAAAUGAUAAUGAUGAUGAUAAUCUGGCCAGCACUUCGAACGCAUCGAAUGCAAUGACUACUGCCACCUUAACUAUUAUUAAACCUAACUCAAUGUCAGCAAUAUCUGCAGUUUCAGAUAAUGAAGAAACUCAUUUGAAUCCUUACCCCUUGAGCACCCUGCCAGUUAUGCCGUCUACGUCGCGCCAACUUUUCAGUGAGGCAGCAAAUGCUCAUGGCGGGCAUGAAACGACAUCGUUUCUGCAGCAAGAGAUAAGUCAACAGCAGAGACUCAAAAGUGCAUCGUCGACAUUGGACAAAAGUGUAUCGCGUAAUCCAUCUUCAGCGGGUAAACAUGAAAAGAAAAUCGGCCAUCGUCGUGUGGACGACGAGGGCGAAGUGACUUAUAAGAAAAUUCAAAGUAAACAGAUAAUGGGUUCCAUACAACUGGGUAUUCAACACACGGUGGGAAGUUUGGCUUCAAAACCAAAGAGGGAUUUACUAAUGAAUGAUUUCUUUGAAAUGGAAACUAUUUCAUUUCCGCCCGACGGCUCUUCCAUUACUCCGGCCCAUCAUUAUAGUGAAUUUCGUUUUAAGGUUUACGCUCCAAUAGCUUUUCGCUAUUUUCGAGAUCUAUUUGGCAUUGCGCCAGAUGAUUUUCUAAUGUCCAUGUGUGCUGCUCCUCUGCGACAGCUAUCGAAUCCUGGAGCUUCCGGCUCAAUCUUUUAUUUAACCGAUGAUGACGAAUUCAUAAUAAAGACUGUUCAAAAGAAGGAAUGUGAAUUUCUCCAGAAACUAUUACCAGGUUAUUAUAUGAAUCUUUCCCAAAACCCACGCACUUUGCUGCCAAAAUUCUUUGGGCUCUAUUGCUUUCACUAUAAUGCCAAGAAUGUCCGACUUGUGGCCAUGAACAAUUUGCUGCCAUCAGACAUUAAAAUGCACGCUAAAUACGACUUGAAAGGAUCAACAUUCCGGCGAAAAGCCUCAAAGGCAGAACGACAAAAAGCCAGUCCCACCUACAAGGAUUUGGAUUUUAUGGAACAUCAUCCGAAUGGUAUUUUUUUGGAGACAGAUAAAUACAAUGCUCUUAUUAAGACCAUACAGAGGGACUGUAUGGUUUUAGAAAGUUUUCAAAUAAUGGAUUAUUCUCUGCUAGUGGGCAUACACAAUCUUGAUUUAGCAGCCAAAGAGAAGAGAGAAGAGCGCAUUCGUAAUGCCAGAGCCAAAUUGCAAAGAACGGAUGAGAUUCGAGAAGCAGACGAAGCACCUGAAGCAGAUCAAGUGUACAAUGCUGCUGCUUCGAGUUCUGCAGCGGCAGGCUCCGCUUUGAAUCGUUCACGCAGCAUGAAUCGACAUCGAUUGGUGGCUCAUUCAACGGCGAUGGAAUCCAUUACCGCUGACAUAGACACGCCCUUCGAAGAGGACGAGGACAUACCCGCAGGUGGCAUCCCCGCCAGAUCGGAAAAUGAUGAGCGUUUAAUAUUAUACAUCGGUAUAAUUGAUAUUUUGCAAUCUUACCGAUUGGAAAAGAAACUCGAGCACACUUUCAAAGCCAUUAUAUACAAUGGAGACACUGUUUCGGUAUGUCGUCCAUCAUUCUAUGCUCAACGUUUCCAGAAUUUUAUGGGUAAAACAGUGUUUAAGAAAACACCAACAUUUCCACUGAAGCAUUCCCCUUCAAAACGAAAGACAUCGAAUGCCACUGCGCGCACACCUCAGAGAACGCCAUCGCAAAGUGUUAGUUCAAACAGACCACCUUUCAUGUCUGGAUCUUCAACGCCUCCGCCGGCAUUCGAUGAUAUAUCCGAAGAAGAUAUAACGGCUAAUUCCUCUACGGCUGUACGAGUUUCGUCGCAUUCACGAAAUUUAAUGCCACAGAAAUCGUACAUGUCAUCUCAUCGCAGUACCCUGGGCAGUACCACAGACGACUAUAGCGAUGACGAUUUAGCGUCAACUACUGGCAGUACUCGCUCUCCCAUGCAAAGAAAAAGGGCCCAAUUACAUUUAUCGAAAACUAAUGUUCAUGUAACCACUGUGGGUUGCAUUGAAGACCAACCAUCUCCUAAUCAGCCUCAUCAACAUCCCGAUUAUAAGCAAUCGGAUGAGGGCAUAGAACAAGAUGUUGAUGGCAAAAAAGUAAUCACCACAAAAUCAACCUUCAUACAGGCCAAACAAGAACAAAUCUACACAUCCACUUUAGUUGUUAACGAUGUGGUGAGAUGAUGGUCUCAACAGUCUUCCAAAAGCUCCUUUCUCCUCUCUGGAGAGACGAAAGACUAAUCCCUUUGGUGAUUUCAAAAAUUACUUUUUGUUUUUAACUUGCUGUUCGUUCUUCCACUUCUAUUAAAUGAACUAAACAGUUAUAGCUUCGUUUUCUGCAUGAAAAUUUUCAUAUCAUAAAUCAACAAAAUCUUUACUUAUAUACAAUCUUAUUAUUAGCAAGAAUUAUUAUUUGUUUUUCUUAAAGCUUUUCAUCUUUACCUUCUGCUUCUUAAAACAUUUAUUUGCGGCCAGCAUAAUGAAAACGAAAACAAAAAUUCAACUCCAAAAGAAGUGCCUCUUAAUAAACGCGAAAACAAAAGCAAAACAUUGUUAACAAUUUAUAGUUUAAGUCGAAAUCAUCUCUACUUCUACAACUAUUUCUAGUAAUUUUACUUACAACUAACGCCCGCACACAUAUAGACAUAUAUACAUACAUAAAUUAAAACAAACAAACUUUAUAACAAGGACUUUCAUUUUUAAUGUUCAUUUAUCCUUUUAUUCAUGCUUUACAAAUUGUUUUCCUCUUUUGUUUAGUACUUUUUCAUUAUUUAUACUAGUUGCUUUUUAUUAUUGUCUUUUGUUUGUUUUUCGUAUUAUUACUUGUAUUAUUUAAGUUCAGUUUCAAUUUACAAAAUGUGAUGAUUUGUUCGAAAUGAAUUCUCCUUCCACUUAAUGUUUGUGUUUCAAUAAACCAAAAAAAAAAAAAAAA
This is a messenger RNA of Lucilia cuprina (Australian sheep blowfly), 3180 nucleotides long. It is a transcript of the gene sktl, whose product is annotated as phosphatidylinositol 4-phosphate 5-kinase type-1 alpha. Bases 159 to 2432 code for a protein of 757 amino acids. Gene Ontology annotation, biological process: phosphatidylinositol metabolic process. The record is from RefSeq and is a predicted model, not a curated record. Gene Ontology annotation, molecular function: phosphatidylinositol kinase activity. NCBI's taxonomy places the organism in Eukaryota, Metazoa, Arthropoda, Insecta, Diptera, Calliphoridae. The transcript is spliced from 2 exons.